This is a messenger RNA of Benincasa hispida (wax gourd), 1659 nucleotides long. It is a transcript of the gene CKB4, whose product is annotated as casein kinase II beta subunit 4. Gene Ontology annotation, molecular function: protein kinase regulator activity. The record is from RefSeq and is a predicted model, not a curated record. Gene Ontology annotation, cellular component: cytoplasm; protein kinase CK2 complex. NCBI's taxonomy places the organism in Eukaryota, Viridiplantae, Streptophyta, Magnoliopsida, Cucurbitales, Cucurbitaceae.
AUUUCUUCUUAGAGAGAGAGAGAGAGAGAGAGAGAGAGAGAGAGAGAGAUUAAAAAAAAAAAGAAAAAAAGAAAAAAAAGAAAGAAGCCUAAGCGAACUGUUCUCUUCCACUUCUUCAAACCCUAGACCUCUCUCCUUCGAUUCUUCUUCCAUCAAACCCUACUGUUCCUCCCCCUUUUGUCCACCUCCAUUUCUCCUCUGUUUCCUUUGCUAUUCUCUCAUUCAAAUGACUUCAUCUGAUUUUCGCCCCUAAAAAAACCCUAAUCUCCCUUUCUUCUUGCUCCCCAAUCCAGGGAUUUGCUUCCACCGUCGAGUUGUUUUUGUUUUUUUGUUUUUUGGAGGUCCCUUCAUCAGUAGGUUGAAUUCGAAUUUACGAGCUGUGAUUUGUUGAAAGAUAUGUAUAGGGAUCGAGGAGGAGGAGGGGGGAUUGGUGGUUCUUCGAAAUCGGAGAUCGUAGGUGGUACCUUGGAUCGGAAGCGUAUCAACGAUGCUCUAGAUAAGCAUCUGGAGAAGACUUCUCCAUCUACUUCAAGAGGUCUUCAUAGUAAGGAGAAGGAGAGGCUCUCUGUGCCGUCGACUUCAACUGGUAAACCACAACUUGAUCAUCGUUCUGCCUCUCUGUCCAAGAAUAAAUGCUCCGAUGAGGAAUCUGAAACAGACAGUGAAGAAUCAGAUGUCAGUGGUUCAGACGGAGAUGAUACGUCAUGGAUUUCGUGGUUUUGCAAUUUGAGGGGAAAUGAAUUUUUUUGUGAAGUUGACGAUGAGUACAUCCAAGAUGAUUUCAAUCUUUGUGGCUUGAGCAGUCAAGUUCCUUACUAUGACUAUGCGCUUGAUCUUAUUUUGGAUGUUGAAUCUUCUCACGGUGACAUGUUCACUGAAGAACAAAAUGAACUAGUUGAGUCGGCUGCUGAGAUGCUAUAUGGUCUUAUUCAUGUCAGAUACAUACUAACUGGCAAAGGAAUAUCUGCAAUGCUGGAGAAGUAUAAAAACUAUGAUUUUGGAAGGUGCCCAAGAGUGUACUGCUGUGGACAACCAUGCCUUCCAGUGGGGCAGUCAGAUAUUCCUCGUUCCAGCACUGUAAAGAUAUACUGCCCAAAAUGUGAAGACAUAUAUUACCCUCGUUCAAAAUAUCAAGGCAAUAUCGAUGGAGCGUAUUUCGGAACCACAUUCCCACACUUGUUUUUGAUGACAUACGGACAUCUGAAGCCACAAAAAGCCACACAAGGCUAUGUUCCCAGAGUUUUUGGCUUCAAGCUUCACAAAAAGCAUGAUUGAGUUGGAAAGCUGCAUGUUGAGUUGAGAUCCAUCCUUCGGUAUUCAUCCAUUUUCAAGUGCGCUGCCUGGUGCAAUACUUCUAAUACCCCCUCUGCGACGCGGCUGAUGUAUGCACUCAUGGUUCUAACUGUCAAAGGUAAUUACAGCCAGUUGUUCAAAAAGUCUCAAAAUGAUUAUUAAAGAAAAAAAUGUUCACAAAUGCAAAAUUGUCAUAGUAGCUGAACACGUCUUCUUUUCUUAUUGUCGUUUCAUGAAUUAAAAUGGUGUUUGUAAGUUUAUUUCUCUCUAUUAUGGGUUGAUAAUCAAAUUAUUUGCUGUUAUGCAUUCCAGUUCUUGUACUUGAUUCUUUCUCCUUCAGUUUAUAAUACACGUUAGUUUUAAGCC